Penicillium cataractarum is the source of this 918-nucleotide messenger RNA. Its product is annotated as S8/S53 family peptidase. Bases 1 to 918 code for a protein of 305 amino acids. The transcript has 2 exons. The record is from RefSeq and is a predicted model, not a curated record. Gene Ontology annotation, molecular function: serine-type endopeptidase activity. Gene Ontology annotation, biological process: proteolysis. Lineage: Eukaryota; Fungi; Ascomycota; Eurotiomycetes; Eurotiales; Aspergillaceae.
AUGCCGCUCUCGAAAGUCAAUGACAAGAUUCGGAUCGCUAUAUUGGAUACUGGAGUUGAUCUCGGUCACCCCUACUUCGACGAGAAAAUACGAACUGGCAGCACUCAAUCUCGACGUGAAUCUAUCAACGAAUGCAAAAGCUUCCUACCGGGGAAAAAAGGAGACGAGGAUGCACAUGGACAUGGCACUCAUGCUGCAUCGCUUCUUCUACGCCUCGCGCCAAAUGCGAAGGUAUACGUAGCCCGGGUGGUUGACGAUGACGGCGAGAUCAGUAAUCCUGAUGCAGUAGCAGAGGCCAUCAACUAUGCUAGUGAUCCGGAACAUUGGGGUGUUCACAUUAUCAGUAUGUCUUUGGGUUGGAAGAAUAUACCCGAGUCCGUGGAACGCGCUAUCAAAACGGCCACAAUGACUCGAGAGGUCUUCAUUUUCGCAGCUGCUUCCAACAAUGGCCCAACCGAUGACUAUUCGGUGACGUAUCCAGCAAGAGCGAUGAUGGUAUUUCCCGUUUUCGCUGCCUCCUCUCAGGGAGAGCUUCAGAGAUUCAACCCAAGCCAUGAACACAAGAAAGGGCUUAGUACCCUUGGCGUGAACGUCACUGGGCCUUGGACUCGACAUGGCACUGAAGAGAAAUCUCCGACCCGUUGUCGAUCGGGAACUUCUAUUGCCACGCCUAUCAUGGCAGCAUCGGCAGCAUUGGCACUUCAGUACAUUUAUCAGAAACCGCCGCUAAAAAUUGAGGGCUUGUACCGACUCGAGGGAAUAGAUGGCAUGGUUGAGUUGUUGUCGUUGAUGAGGCCCAUUCAUUUGAAAGAAACACCGUAUUUUGUCCAGCCGGGAGUGUGGCUACGUAACAAGGACUAUGCACGAAAGAAAGUGAUGGAAACGAUCCAGCACAUUUGGUACGGGCACAUUCAAUGA